AGACCCGCCCGAUCUCAUUAUGUAUGCGCGCACGUAACGUCAACGGAGGAGGCUGUCUUUAAAUACCGGGAGACACCCCCACCGCACCACCACUUCUGCGGAAAAGCUGCACUCAGGAAGAGACACAUUCCAGCUCGUGCUUUCGCCCGUUUAAACAGAAAUCUAAAGAUGUCCACCAAGGAGAAGCUGAUUGGCCAUGUGAUGAAGGAGGAGCCUGUUGGCAGCAGGAACAAGGUGACGGUGGUGGGUGUCGGCAUGGUGGGCAUGGCCUCCGCCAUCAGCAUACUGCUCAAGGACUUGUGUGAUGAGCUGGCCCUGGUCGAUGUGAUGGAGGACAAGCUGAAGGGUGAGGCCAUGGACCUGCAACACGGAUCCCUCUUCCUCAAGACGCACAAGAUUGUGGCCGAUAAAGACUACAGCGUGACAGCCAACUCCAAGGUGGUGGUGGUGACUGCCGGUGCCCGCCAGCAGGAGGGCGAGAGCCGUCUCAACCUGGUGCAGCGCAACGUCAACAUCUUCAAGUUCAUCAUCCCAAACAUUGUCAAGUACAGCCCCAACUGCAUCCUGAUGGUGGUCUCUAACCCAGUGGACAUCCUGACCUACGUGGCCUGGAAGCUGAGCGGUUUCCCCCGUAACCGUGUCAUCGGCUCCGGCACCAACCUGGACUCUGCCCGUUUCCGCCACCUUAUGGGAGAGAAGCUCCACCUCCACCCUUCCAGCUGCCACGGCUGGAUCAUCGGAGAGCAUGGAGACUCCAGUGUGCCUGUGUGGAGCGGUGUGAAUGUCGCUGGAGUUUCCCUGCAGGGCCUCAACCCAAAUAUGGGGGGUGAUGGUGACAGUGAGAACUGGAAGGCGGUUCAUAAGAUGGUGGUCGAUGGAGCCUAUGAGGUCAUCAAGCUGAAGGGCUACACUUCCUGGGCCAUUGGCAUGUCUGUGGCUGACCUGGUGGAAAGCAUCAUGAAGAACAUGCACAAAGUGCACCCUGUGUCCACACUGGUCCAGGGCAUGCAUGGAGUGAAGGAUGAGGUCUUCCUGAGUGUCCCCUGUGUCCUGGGCAACAGCGGCCUGACAGAUGUCAUCCACAUGACACUGAAGCCCGAUGAGGAGAAGCAGCUGGUGAAGAGUGCUGAGACCCUGUGGGGCGUACAGAAGGAGCUCACCCUGUGAAGAGCGCUCCUCUGAAUUCUCCGGUCCACCCUGAGACCACACCAAAAGCUGUGUGGUUAACCCCCACCCACUGUACUUCCUAUGUCCCUCACGGCAAUGGGCGAAUGAAAUCAAGUGACGGCCAAGUGUUUGUAGCUAGACCCAUGGAAGCUAGAUAUUACCUUCAGAUAUUCAUGCAUGGGUGUCGUUUUCCUUUGCCGUCUCCCACCUUCCUUCCUCCCUCCAUGACUGAAUUUUCAGAAACACAACUUGUACCUUUAGCCUUUGAUCUCAGCCUGUGUUGGAGAGAGGGGGUAUGUAUCUGUUGUCGUGUCUAUACAUCAAUCGUAAGGCCUUUGUGUAUAGAGCAUAUACUGUAUACACUGUGUACUGUACGUUACCAUGUACUGUUGCUAUUUCUUCUAUACACUCCUUGUUCGUAGUUGUCUGUGUUUUCUGUGAUUGUUACCAGUUGGUUUUUUCCUCUUGGUAAUCUCUGUUUAAUUUUUUAUUUGGAGUAUAAUGGAGACAUUCCAUUCUCUAUGAGGAGGGCUUCCUAUCCACCUAGAGUCAUAACAACACUGCUGCAAAUAUCACUGGGCCAAACUCCUGUGAUACCAAAGUACCUUAUCACUUGAGAAAAGCAAUGCUGCAUCUCCUGGUUGGCAUUGAAGCCUUUUUGAACAAAUUUAACCACAAGUGCACUGACAGAAAAAAACCUAAAUCUAAAAGGCAAGCUGCUGACAAGAAUGGUUACAUCUGAGAGAAUUACAGGGAUUUUCAACAAGGUGAAUUGCCAUAAUUUAAUUUAGCAAAGAGAUAACAGAGACCCAAUGGGAAAGAGUCAGCUAGGAUCACGACCUAGAGUCAGGUUAUUAAUCAUAUCAGAAGGUAACAAUCCCGAAGAAGGUGUUAUUAGUUUGUGCACCCUAAAUAUCCUCAAAGGGUUUUGUAUUUAUUUAACUCCACCUGACUCUAGAGCAGAGGACAAGAUAAAAUGAUGCUAUUAUUUAAAACUGUUAAUACUGUUAAGAUCUAUUUAUGUAUUAAUGUUACGUUAGAUAUGGUCGAUCAAUCACUCACUGACUCACUGAGCAACUGUACCUGUCAUGGCAGCUGGAUAUUGAUUUUUAUUUGCCCUAACAUCAAAUAAAACUGCCAGGAUCAUGAUACAA
Molecule: messenger RNA, 2321 nt
Organism: Lates calcarifer (barramundi perch)
Lineage: Eukaryota; Metazoa; Chordata; Actinopteri; Centropomidae
Gene: ldha
Product: lactate dehydrogenase A4
Exons: 8
Coding region: 169-1167 (332 amino acids)
Biological process (GO): carboxylic acid metabolic process
Cellular component (GO): cytoplasm
Molecular function (GO): L-lactate dehydrogenase (NAD+) activity
Source: RefSeq, a predicted model, not a curated record